Molecule: messenger RNA, 2237 nt
Organism: Sesamum indicum (sesame)
Lineage: Eukaryota; Viridiplantae; Streptophyta; Magnoliopsida; Lamiales; Pedaliaceae
Product: E3 ubiquitin-protein ligase COP1
Biological process (GO): proteasome-mediated ubiquitin-dependent protein catabolic process
Molecular function (GO): ubiquitin protein ligase activity; protein binding
Source: RefSeq, a predicted model, not a curated record
CUACCCUUAAGAGCUGAGAAUCCUUUCCCUCUUUGUGAAUCCAAACGAUUUACUCAACUCGUGGGCUGUAUUUUCAGAUCGCCGUCAGCGGAUGGGUGAAAGCUCGAUGGGAGCGGUGGUGCCGGCCGCGGACAAGGCGGAGCUAAAAGGAGAUGAUGCUCUGGCGUUCGCGAUGGCGGAGAAGGAAUUGCUUUGCCCAAUAUGUAUGCAGAUUAUAAAGGACGCUUUCUUGACCGCCUGCGGCCAUAGCUUCUGCUAUAUGUGCAUUGCCACUCAUCUCGAGAACAAGAGCGACUGCCCUUGCUGCGCUGAAUUCCUUACCCCUUCUCAACUCUUCCCUAAUUUCCUUCUCGACAAGCUCUUGAAGAAGAAAUCUGCACAUCAACUAUCAAAAACUGCAUCUCCUGUAGAACAAUUUCGUCAGUCAUUGGAACAGGGUUGUGAAGUGUCAAUAAAGGAGUUAGACUCUCUAUUGUCUCUGGUGGCAGAGAAAAAGAGAAAAUUGGAACAAGAAGAAGCAGAGAGAAACAUGCAAAUUCUGCUUGACUUCUUACACUGCUUAAGGAAGCAAAAAGUUAAUGAACUCAAUGAGGUGCAAAAUGACCUCCAUUAUAUCAAAGAAGACUUAAAUGCUGUGGAAAGACAUAGGAUAGAGCUUUACCGAGCAAGAGACAGGUGUUCAGUUAAACUGCAGAUGCUCUCUGAUGAUCCUGUGGGAAUGAGAUCCCGAUCUUCUUCAAUGGAUAAAAAUAUUUCAGGUGUUUUAUGCAACUCUUGCAGUAUACAAGGAGGAGUAAACUCAGCGAACUUCCAGUACAAGAAAGAUGAGGGAAAUGUUCAGGUUAACCCCCUUGGAACCCAGAGCAAGGAUGCUUCUCUUAGUGGGCCAACUUCACAACAUAUAAGUCAAUCUGGUUUAGCUGUAGUGCGGAAAAAGCGCGUUCAUGCACAGUUUAAUGAUCUUCAAGAGUUUUACUUACAAAAGAGACGACGGAUGAUCAACCAUUUGGAGAACCAAGAAAAGAAAGAUAAGGCUAUUGUUACUAGAGAAGGUUAUAGUUCUGGUCUAGCAGAUUUUCAGUCAGUUCUGAGUACGUUCACUCGGUACAGUCGAUUACGAGUAAUUGCGGAACUUAGGCAUGGGGAUCUCUUUCAUGCAGCCAAUAUUGUAUCAAGUAUAGAGUUUGAUCGCGAUGAUGAGCUGUUUGCCACUGCUGGAGUUUCGCGGCGCAUUAAAGUUUUCGAUUUCUCUACAGUUGUAAAUGAACCUACAGAUGUGCACUGCCCUGUUGUGGAGAUGGCAACUCGAUCUAAACUUAGCUGCUUAAGCUGGAACAAAUUCACCAAAAAUCAUAUAGCCAGUAGUGAUUAUGAGGGAAUAGUAACUAUUUGGGAUGUAACUACACGACAGAGUGUUAUGGAAUAUGAGGAGCAUGAAAAACGUGCAUGGAGCGUUGAUUUUUCCAAAACUGAACCAUCAAUGCUUGUGUCUGGUAGUGACGACUGCAAGGUUAAAGUGUGGUGCACAAAGCAAGAAGCUAGUGUCCUCAACAUUGACAUGAAGGCAAACAUAUGCUGUGUGAAGUUUAAUCCUGAAUCUAGCAAAUGUGUUGCGGUUGGUUCUGCCGAUCAUCAUAUCCAUUACUAUGAUUUAAGAAAACCUUGCCAUCCUCUUCACGUGUUCAGUGGCCAUAAAAAAACUGUCUCGUAUGUAAAGUUUUUGUCCAACAAUGAGCUUGCUUCUGCAUCAACAGACAGUACUCUGCGAUUGUGGGAUGUGAAUGAAAACUUGCCUGUUCGUACAUUUAGAGGGCACACCAAUGAGAAGAACUUCGUUGGUCUCACCGGUAACAAUGAGUUUCUAGCUUGUGGCAGCGAAACAAAUGAAGUGUUUGUCUACCACAAGGCAAUCUCCAAACCUGCGACAUGGCAUAGAUUUGGAUCGCCCGAUGUUGAAGACAGUGAAGAAGAUGCAGGAUCUUACUUCAUCAGUGCAGUGUGUUGGAAGAGUGAAAGCCCCACCAUGUUAGCUGCCAACAGCCGAGGAACAAUCAAGGUGCUCGUCCUCGCUGCUUGAGUUGUAAAGUCAUUGUUUAUGGAUAACUGGCCAAAAUAAAUAAAAUUUAGAGAAUAAAACCUGCGUCAUCCGAGUUUGAAUAUAAUUGUUUUGUGAUUACUGCGUGUUUAGUACAAGAGCGACGAGCAAUAGUAAUGCAAGAUUCAUAUGAUCUGGUAAG